UCGUCGGAGGCAUAUUAGCAGAAAUAGUAAACUUUCCAUAUAUGGUGAAUAUCAGAUACAUUGAUACUAAUGAGCUCAGAUGUAGUGGUUCGAUUAUUAGUAGGAAACACAUACUAACGGCGGCCCACUGCGUUCUCAAUGUGAAUUGUACGAAUUUAAUAAUAUACGCGGGAACCGACAACUCCAGGAACACCUCGGGACCUCAUUAUCACAUACACAAUUUUAUAGUUCAUCCCAGCUAUACUGGAGAUACACACGAUCUGUUUAAGCAUGACAUCGCCAUUAUUACGAUCAGAGAACGCCUCGCUUUUAACCGGUUUCAGCGAAGUAUCCGUCUUCCAACUAAAAAUGUCUAUGGUGGCGAACGGGGUUUAAUUAGUGGUUGGGGAAGGAUAAAAUACGAAGACAGAGCUACUUCGGAGAAAUUGAUGCAAGCUCCAAUGACAAUUAUUAGAAACGAAGAAUGCUUUAGUAGACUUCCGUUUCAUAUUCGUCCGGAUCAAUUUUGUGGAUUUGAAGCAGUAGGAAUUGGCCAAUGCGUUGGUGAUAGUGGUGGACCAUUGGUCGUUGAUGGAAUAAUUGUCGGCGUUGCUUCGUUCGUUCUUCCAUGCGCCGAAGGUCUACCUGAUGUAUAUACUAAAGUUUAUAGUCAUUUGAGUUUCAUUAGGAAAGAAAUAUCUUUGACGGACAGUGUGAUUAGUUGUAAUUGUCAAUAAGGGAUAUACAACAUU
This is a messenger RNA of Ceratosolen solmsi marchali, 731 nucleotides long. RefSeq names its product chymotrypsin-2-like. Gene Ontology annotation, molecular function: serine-type endopeptidase activity. The record is from RefSeq and is a predicted model, not a curated record. The transcript is spliced from 3 exons. Lineage: Eukaryota; Metazoa; Arthropoda; Insecta; Hymenoptera; Agaonidae. Gene Ontology annotation, biological process: proteolysis. Bases 42 to 716 code for a protein of 224 amino acids.